This is a messenger RNA of Crotalus tigris (Tiger rattlesnake), 9040 nucleotides long. It is a transcript of the gene FZD3, whose product is annotated as frizzled class receptor 3. Gene Ontology annotation, cellular component: plasma membrane. The record is from RefSeq and is a predicted model, not a curated record. Gene Ontology annotation, molecular function: Wnt-protein binding; Wnt receptor activity. NCBI's taxonomy places the organism in Eukaryota, Metazoa, Chordata, Lepidosauria, Squamata, Viperidae. The transcript is spliced from 8 exons. Gene Ontology annotation, biological process: non-canonical Wnt signaling pathway; canonical Wnt signaling pathway. Bases 432 to 2432 code for a protein of 666 amino acids.
AAAGGCGCGGCGGUGGCCGUUGAGGAAGUUGUUCGCCAGCAUAUUGUACUCGAUGGACCUGGAGUGGCGGAGGUACCUGAAGGAGGAGAAGGAAAAGGAGCCGGAGGCAGGAUUCCUAUAAUAAAGCUGAAUUAUGAGGGAUUCAGGGCAGAUUAUUGAUAGAAGAAAAAAAGCUGUCAACAUGAAGUCUGAUUGGGAAUGUGGUUAGUCAAUAAGUUAUGAUGAUACAAUACAACAUACAUGAUGGUAUGGAAGAAAAAAACAAGACGAAGUAUCUUAGUGUUUUGGAAAUAAAAAUAUUCUAUUGGACAAUGCUAAAAUCUAUUAGUGUGAAGAGUUAUUCAGUCUCUGAAGAACCUUAAGAUAAAAAGUUGAAAUAUCCAGCAAUGGCUGAUAAAUAAUUUGGAGACCCUCAUGACUGUUGCAAAAGAAUGGCUGUAAUUUGGAUGAUCCAUUAUCUUUGGCUUUUGGCAGUUCUAGCAAGAUGUAGUGGUGGCCACAGCCUAUUCUCAUGUGAACCCAUAAUCCUAAGGAUGUGCCAAGAUCUUCCGUACAAUACCACAUUUAUGCCUAACCUUUUGAAUCAUUAUGAUCAACAAACAGCAGCUCUAGCAAUGGAACCAUUUCAUCCUAUGGUAAACCUUGAUUGUUCCCGAGACUUUCGACCAUUCCUAUGUGCUCUCUAUGCUCCUGUUUGCAUGGAAUACGGUAGAGUCACCCUCCCAUGUCGCAGAAUUUGUCAACGAGCAUAUAGUGAAUGUUCAAAGCUCAUGGAGAUGUUUGGUGUGUCUUGGCCUGAAGACAUGGAAUGCAACAGGUUCCCAGACUGUGAUGAGCCUUACCCUCGUCCCAUUGAUCUCAAUGUAGUUGGGGAAACAACAGAAAAAGCAACAGUGGAAGUGCAAAGAGACUAUGGUUUUUGGUGCCCUCGAGAACUAAAAAUAGACCCUGAUCUGGGCUACACAUUCCUGCGGGUACGGGACUGCUCGCCUCCUUGUCCAAAUAUGUACUUUAGACAAGAAGAACUUUCUUUUGCACGAUACUUCAUUGGUGUGAUCUCCAUUGUCUGCCUUUCCGCUACCUUGUUCACUUUCUUGACUUUCCUGAUUGAUGUCACAAGAUUUCGUUAUCCAGAAAGACCCAUAAUCUUCUAUGCUGUUUGUUACAUGAUGGUGUCCCUAAUUUUCUUCAUUGGCUUUUUGCUAGAGGACCGGGUUGCCUGCAAUGCCUCCGGCCCUGCCACUUACAAGGCUUCCACAGUGACACAGGGCUCUCACAAUAAAGCAUGCACAAUGCUUUUCAUGGUACUGUAUUUCUUUACCAUGGCUGGGAGUGUUUGGUGGGUGAUUCUUACCAUCACUUGGUUUUUGGCAGCUGUCCCAAAAUGGGGUAGUGAAGCCAUUGAAAAGAAAGCCCUCCUCUUCCAUGCUAGUGCUUGGGGCAUCCCUGGAACCCUUACCAUCAUUCUCCUAGCUAUGAAUAAAAUAGAAGGUGAUAACAUCAGUGGAGUAUGUUUUGUUGGCCUUUAUGAUGUAGAUGCCUUGAGAUACUUUGUUCUUGCUCCUCUCUGCCUGUAUGUGGUGGUUGGAGUUUCUUUGCUACUUGCUGGCAUCAUUUCUUUAAAUCGGGUUCGUAUUGAAAUUCCCUUAGAGAAGGAAAACCAGGACAAGUUGGUGAAAUUUAUGAUUCGAAUUGGCGUCUUCAGUGUAUUGUAUCUUGUGCCACUGUUGGUUGUCAUUGGCUGCUAUUUCUAUGAACAAGCUUACCGAAGUGUGUGGGAGACAACAUGGAUUCAAGAAAGGUGCAAGGAAUAUCACAUACCUUGCCCUUAUCAGGUUACCCAGAUGAGUCGACCAGACUUGAUCCUCUUCCUUAUGAAAUAUCUGAUGGCUCUCGUAGUAGGAAUCCCAUCAGUCUUUUGGGUUGGAAGUAAAAAGACUUGCUUUGAAUGGGCCAGCUUUUUUCAUGGGCGCAGGAAAAAAGAGGUUGUUAAUGAGAGCCGGCAAGUACUUCAGGAACCUGACUUUGCUCAGUCUCUCUUGAGAGAUCCAAAUACACCCAUAAUUCGCAAAUCCAGAGGGACUUCCACCCAAGGGACUUCUACUCAUGCCUCCUCUACACAAUUGGCUAUGAUGGAUGACCAGCGAAGCAAAGCAGGCAGUGUGCAUAGCAAAGUCAGUAGUUACCAUGGCAGCUUGCAUAGGUCACGAGAUGGCAGAUAUACCCCCUGCAGUUACCGUGGAAUUGAAGAUCGGCUACCUCAUGGCAGUAUGUCCCGAUUGACUGACCACUCCAGGCAUAGCAGUUCCCAUCGGCUCAAUGAUCAGUCACGUCACAGUAGCACCAGAGACCUCAGUGGAAAUCCAAUAACUCACAUAACUCAUGGCACCAGUAUGAACCGAGUUAUUGAAGAGGAUGGGACCAGCGCUUGAUCUGCACUUCUUUUCCCAUCUGACACCUAUUUUUAAAUGAACAGCAUUCAUUUCUUAUCAGAAUAAUAUAUCAGCUUUUAUUCCUCUUAUCAGCCAGAAUGGCACCCAGUUUGGUCAGUACCUUCCAAGAUUUCUUAGGAAGAUUGCCUCUAAGCAAGUCUGUUGUUGAUCAAGUCUACAAGUUAACCAUGGAUUCAUUUAGGAUUGGCUACUAUAUUAAUUUAUUUGUUGAUGUUUCCCCUUAUCUCUUCUAAAAAUCCCUAUGCGUCUAUAAGUGUCAUACUAUGGAGGCUCUAUGAAAAGUUCCUCAAAUUAGAAAACUGGGUUUGCUUUUUUGUGGAGGGAGAGGGAGAUACGUUUUGCUUUUUUCCCCAUUCUAAUUAAAAAUAAACUAGUUGUUCUCCCGCAGCACAGAAUGUAGGCUGCAUAUUAAAAACUGUAUAGAGGGCAUCAGAGAUUAUUAGUGAAUGCACUAGAAAUAGAACAAAAGGUAAAAAUAGCAAAAGUCUUAAAUAAUAUUGUUGGCUCUUACGUUAAAUUCUGGUCUUGAUGGGGAGGGUGGGAGCUUAUCAAUAUUUGGUGUGAAGUUUCUUGUUUGUGUUUUGAUAGAAAAUAUUCCAAUUUACUACUAGUUUUCAAAGAGAAAAGCAAAGUGUUGUUGGUUCUUAAUUAUCAAACUGAAUUCAACACCUUCAUAAUUCUCAUUGAAUAGGAGAAAAAUUGAUUUUUUAAUGUAACUACUUUAUGUAGCCUUUAAGACUAUUAAGAAAAUUCCCCCAUGCUUCAAUUCUUUCAGCAUCAGUGCCUUGAAUAGUUCUUCCUAUAUCUAUUCGAAGACAUUUUGGGAGGAAAGAGUUAAUGGCCUCUAUCAAAGAAUCUGAGAUAUUUUUGGAGAAAUGAAAGGCAAGAAGAUCCAUAAAAUAAUAUGUACUUUGAAUAAUCUGUUAUCCUGUUUAUGAAGAAUAUUUGCUGAGCCCUGCAGAUAGCUAUUGAGGAGAAAAUAUUAAAUUUGAUCAUUUUCAGUUCCAAACUCAAGAUAUUCAUAUGGAAACCAGAAGAACAAAUGCAGCCAAACCCUUCAGCAUACAUAUUGUAAGAAGCUUUUUGAAUUCAACUGCCCAAUUGUGAAGCACUAGCUUUCAGUUUAUUAUUUCAAAGUUCUUCUGUAUUUAGGGACCAAUUCAAGAUUAACAACAAUGAGACUGUAAUUCCAGAACAGGGAUUUUUCUCAUUUGACGAUGCAACUCAAAAUAUAUUGUACAAGACAGUAAGACCAGUUAAAUAGAAUGGGCUUUACCUCUAAGUUAAAGUACAAAGGAUCAGUUCUUAAGUGCAGUGUAAUAAACAGCUAUAGUUUUGUAUUCAUUCAUACUUAUGAAUGAUAUGCACAUGAGCAAUUUAAAUAUGCAAACCUACAGUUCUUAAUUGAAACAUUACCCAUGCUUGUCUUGGACAGUGAACUUGAUUUUUCUAAGGCAGCUAUUGGCAUGAGUUAAGGAAGCACCUGUGUGUUUAAAUCUACCUCAUUUAUUGCUCUAAUACUAUUGCUGGAAAAUGUUUAUUCUGCUUCUUUUUCUCUUUCUUAAUAUGCACCCUCCCUUAUAUCAACCUUUAUAUAUAAUGGAGAACAAAUAUGCUAGGUAUCUAAAUUUAAUGACAAACCAUUUCAUUCUUGGUUCCUCAAGAAAAGUAACCGGUGCUGAAAUACUUUGGAGCUACAAGAAUUAGGCUUAGUAUUAUUUAAAAUUCUAAUUUAAAAAUUGUGACGUGCCAGAUCAGCUGCUUUGUAACUUGAUAAGGUACUUUAAAUCAAGCUAAUAUAUUAAUUGUGAGAAUAUAAUUAUGAGGAAGCCUGAACAGCAUCCAAACCAUGGUAAGCAGGGAUUUUCUUUCUGCUCUUUUUCUGGCAAAACUACAUUUCAAGAGAAACAUUAGUAUCAAGGGAGUUUUCCAUAAAAUGUAAAUAUAAUGUAGGUAUCACUUGUUAUUUGUGGUGGCUCUAUUCUAGACUAACAGCCACUGAUAACAGAAUUGUGUCUAACCAGACAUUGAAGAAGUAUACUUUAUUCAUGGGCAAAGCUCACCAUUAUAUUGUGCCCACUUAAAUACCUCCCUCCAUUAAAAAAUAUUCUAGAAAUCUUCCAAAUAGAAUAAUGUAUCAAAAUUAAAGCUAUUCAAUCCUUUUCUAGAUAAUAAAAUCUAACCUGUGUUUAUCAACCAUAGAUAAUGGAUUGCAGAUAACAAGGGCCACAUGUACCAACUUCAGAGAAGUGGGACUGUUAGAUCAGAACUGGAGAAAGACAAGUUAAAACUUAAUUCAAAAUAGGCAAAAAUAAAAAUCCCUUGUAGGAGAAAAUAUCUGUAGAAUUUUAGGAAAUUUUAAACGUUCUAGUAAAAUAUAUUAACAUCUUUAAAUGUAUGGAUUCCCAUAAAUUUAACUCCCUCAGGAAAAAAAAAAACUUCUAGAAAAUAGCAACAUAGUUUGCUUCUACAUUCUAGUCAAAGCUCACAGUAAGCUGCCUUUUUCUAUUAAUGUAAUGUAGAAUGGAGCCAACAGAGUCUCCAUAACUAUAUAACAAAGAUGCUUGCAAGAAAGAAGCAAAUAAAAAACCACAUUCUUUUUUCCAUUAAUUGCCUGUUAAGAUACCAACCUUUUAAAACCUGAAAAUUAUAAGCCAAUCAGUGCGGCUUCUGCAUUUGGGUAUCUCCACUCCUCAACUGUUGAAUUUGGGGCAAGGGCAUGUAAACUAAUUAAUUUCUACCUUCACUCCUCAAUGAGGCAGGCAGUUUUCAAAGUCACUCUGCAUCAUACUGCCUACCUCCUCAGGCAGUUUGCCUGACCCUGCUAGCCCACAAAAACUUAUUUCCUUCAGUUAACCAUAUUUAAGUAAUAUUGGAUAAAACAUUCAUAUGGUGUUUUUAUAAAAUACUAUACUCUGAGAGUGCAGAAAAUCAUAUAUUGUGAUCAUGCAGUCAAUCUGUACAACUUCUCAAAACCAGAAUGUGUUUGCCAUGGGGACUGAUGUGGCCAAAAUAGAAACUUCUGUGCUUAAUACAGUCUAUGGUUAAUUAAUCAGUACAAACUAAUUUGCAAUCUCAAGUACUUUUUUAAGCAUUCCUGCCACUUUAGGUUCCAUCUUGCAUACUUGAAACUGCUAGACCCAAGGCAGCCGUUCCCCCCCCCCCCAGGAGCUGCAGAAAUAUUUAGACCAGUUCUUCAGUUUACUUUCUCAUGUACAACAAAUAGUGUCCUGUAUUAUAGCAAUGCUGUCACCAUAAACCAAACAAUUUCAGGAUUUAUUGUCAGCAGGGGCAUUUUAUUUUAUUUUAUUUUUGGUAAUCGCAAUAAAGUUAAUCUUUGGUUUUACAAAGAAUUUAUUUUUCCCUUUGCAAAAUGACACCAAGCAAAAAAUUAGCAUUAGCUUGUUACUUGGAUUUUUUUUUAAGUGACUGGGACAAACAUCUUUGGAAUGGUGUUAUGUAAAAUCUAUGUCUAAUUUUGAAUACAAGAUAUGCACAUCACUCUUGUAGCUCUUAUAUAGAGAAAAUUGGCUUAAAGUGCCAUAUACUGUAAACUAGUUUUAGUAGAAUGGUAUCUGGGAUCCCAUUUGUUCCUCUUGCUGAGAAGCAUCAUUUGCCCAUUCUCCAAUUUUGAUUUGAUUAUGUCACUGUUGUAGGUAAUGUUGCAACUAUAAAAAUAUAGAAUAUUGAACAAUUUAGUAAUUAAGCCAGAUCUGGCAUAGUUAGGCAGAGAAGAUAAGUCUUUGUUCUAGAAAAAAUAUAGUUCAGCCUUAGCACAAAUCACCUAUAUUUAAUGUUGUAAUUCGUAUAAAAUGACUUCAUGGAUAUAGGCUACUUUUUGCCAGUGCAGAAAAACCAAAAUGAAGUAGCAGAUAAAAGAAAAUAUUGUUUAAUUCCUCUGUUAUCAAACAGGAGAGGUUUUUUUCUUAUACAACUUCUUUUACAGUAGGAAAAUUCUUCCAAAAUUGUAGUACUUCUAAUCAAUGCUGUUAUUCCAGUUAUUGCAGGGAGGGAGGUUGUUAAUGUUUCUGGAAAAAAAAAUCAGGUUUACUACCUUUAUCUAAAAUUGUGAUUCGAGUAUAAGAGAUAGAUUUGAAUACACCAGCAUGGUACCUGAUCUCCAAUGCUAACAGUUGAACUUGCACUAAACUCUUUGUAGAUUUGACUUAUACAAUAAUAAGCUAGUGUCCUACUCAGUUUUGUGUUGUUCUUAGCACCUUAACUGUGCAUGUACAAAUGGUUACUAUAGCAUUGAUUAAGCAUUUUGUUUUUGUUUUUUAAAGACUAUUUAGAAUUUUUAAUAAAAUGACUAAAAUGAAAGCCUUGAAGUGUUUGUUGCUCCUUUAAACCUCUAGGGAGAAGAGUAAACGACAAAAGUAUACAUAGAAUGUGCAGGCUUUUAGGGUGAAUGCAGAAUUCUGCCAUAUUCCAGGAGACACAUCAAGACAUGCUUUAUUUCCUGGCAGAUUCAGUUCCAAAACUGAAAAUAUAGGCUUCCCCUAGCUUAUAAAACGGUUCCCACUUAUGCCAUGACACAAUUCCAUGACUCAAAAAAACUUUAGAGUAGUUGUGCAUCAGAAACCCACUCUCUUUUUAUGCUAAGUAAGAAUUUCACUAUCAAACUUAUCCAUGGAAUUUGGGUCUUUUUUUUAAUUUAAAUCUGCUAUGAGUCUUAAUAUCUGCUGAAUAUUGGCAAUAAAAAAAUCACCAUACCAGAUUUUCACUGCAAACCGAUUGUUCACACACUAUACUAAGCAGUUGGUGUAUUCCGGCAUGGUUUGUUGAAAAAUCCAAAAGCCAAGAUAAAACUAAGCAAAUUUAACACAAGAACAAUCAUUUGAAACUGCAGAUGAAGUUUUCAUUUUUUUCCCAAUUUAUUCCUGAAGGAGACAAAAUGUUCAGCUAUGGGGGAAGGGGAAAAAAUAGGUCUGUUACACCUCAGUUUAACACUUUUUUAUUUUUGGAAACAAAAAAAAUCCUAGAAUAUUAAUUGGCUUGCUGUCAAAUUUCAGUGCUGCAGUCUUGACAUGGUCUGGGGCAACAUGCCACUUGUGGAUUGCCUAUCUCAAGGUUCAGUAGUGUUUGUAUCAGAUUAUAUCUCCUUAGAAUAGCCUUGGUAUUGGACUAACAAUCAUAUUUGUGAUCAAUACAUCUGAAAGUCCCUGUUUGAAAUUAUAUAGAAAAAAAAAUGACUUUAUUCCUCUGCUACAUUUGCAUGACUUCUUGUAAGCAUGCUUUUCUUUCCUUUGGCUUUGCUCAUGAGUUUCUACCAAAUACCUUGAAGCAUUAAAUUGCAGGAUAAUCCUGCUACAAAUUCCACCUGAAAGCUGCCAAAACUAACAAGUCUGAACAAAUGUGAAUUCCACUGAUAACUAUCCUUUCAGAGUACUUUAACUGGUGAAUUCUUUAUGUGAUAAAAUUACUUUAGACAAAGGGGAAUAAUUGUCAUACUAGAGCUUUUCUUUAAAAAUAUGUAAAAAUGUUAUUAGCUAUCAAUGUUCAGACACAGCUAAUUCCUAGCCCAAAAUAGUGAAUGUGAACAAGCUUUGGACAGCUUUUAUCCCAACUAAACAAAUGAAAAGUCUAUUGUAUGUCAAUUUUAUGCAAAUAUUGCUCACCUCUACAUCAAGCAGGUUUAGCAUAAAUUGGAUCCAAAACAAAAAUUUAACAUUGCAGAAGUUUCCAGAAGGUUCAUAAAAGCUUGUGCUAUAAUAAAGAUGUGGCUCUUUAGGCAAGAAGUAACUUUUUGUUACUGUUUUGCUUUACUUUGUAAAGAUCUAUCCAUGCUUUAUAUGUUAGAUUAAAGUGUUUCAUUAACUUCCACAAUCUAACUAGUGCCCUCUCAACCUAGACAACUGGUUGGAGAAUAUGGGAGCUCAAUGCAGAGCAGGGAAAUAACUGUGUCUGCAAUGUCUAUGGAUCCAUUGUCUUCACUUCUGGGCUCUAGAUCUUUUUCUACUUGCAUACAUUUGUAUAUAUUACAAAAAAUAAUCUUUUUUGUAAUAUAUCAUUUGUGAAUCACUUCAUAAUAUAUUGAAAAGGAGGACAAAAGACAGGUAGUAGUUUAUAACUGAAGGUUACUACAAUAUAUGUACAGUAUAUUAUUUUUAUCCACCAUUAUUUCUAGUUAGAACAAGCAGCUUCAGAGGGCUUCAGAAAUGUAAAAUAUAUUUACUACGCAAUAUCUGAAGUGUUUUUCAUUGGUCUAUGGAAAAAGCAAAUAUAGGAAAAGAAAUAUAGAAGCAAUGUUUCACUCAUGAAAUCCCUGGCUAUUGCGAAAAGGGAUAGGCCUGUUGAUUCACAAAGAGCUCAAUGGAAGUAAUAGACAGACUAAAGAUAAGGGGGUAAAAUUAAUUACAUUUGUUUGACAGAUUAGGACCAAGGAAGUGUUUUAGUCCCAUUGCUAACCUUUGUGAAACAAGCUAAACAAAUGUAAUAACAAUAGUACACAAAGCAAGCCUCCAAUUUACGAAAUGCUGUAAAACUAUAUAAAAAUCCUUGUACUCGUCAAAUCAGUUGGUCAGCUGCUCCAGAGCCACAUGCUGUUGUGGUACUGCUUUUCAAUAAACUAGAACCUUCUCUCUAAA